This is a messenger RNA of Lagopus leucura (white-tailed ptarmigan), 1755 nucleotides long. RefSeq names its product heterogeneous nuclear ribonucleoprotein U like 1 (gene HNRNPUL1). The record is from RefSeq and is a predicted model, not a curated record. Lineage: Eukaryota; Metazoa; Chordata; Aves; Galliformes; Phasianidae. The coding region runs from base 20 to 1537 and encodes 505 amino acids. The transcript has 10 exons. Gene Ontology annotation, molecular function: protein binding.
GGAGGGGAGGAGGAGGGCGAUGGCGGCCAUUUUGAGCCGUCCCCUCAGCGGCCCUCGAUGGGCGCCGGGCGGCGGCGAUGGAUGUGAGGCGGCUGCGGGUGAACGAGCUGAAGGAGGAGCUGGGGCGGCGCGGCUUGGAUACCCGAGGGCUGAAGGCCGAAUUGGCCGAGCGGCUGCAGGCGGCGCUGGAGGCGGAGGAGGCCCGGCGGGGGCCCGGCGGGGAAGCGGCCUCGGACGGACACUGUGCCCGCCGGGGUUGCGGAUUCACCGGCUGCCGCCCCGGGGCCGCCGAAUUUCCUCAUCCCACAUCGCUUCUGCUUUGUCCGCGUUCGAUGGCCUCGACAACAACAGCCACCCGGGUGAGCCUCAGGGCUACCAGCCCUACGAGCACAGCAAGCAGGACAACGAAUCCGGCUACGAGAGGCGGCCCUUGGACCCCGAGCUCCCCUCGCUGCACCCAGAGAUGAAGCCGGAUCCCAAACCCGAAGACCCCGCUCCCUCCUACGCCGUGCCGCCCCCCAACUACAACACCCCCCCUCCCGCUUACAACGCCCCCGUCCCGCCCUACAACGCUCUGCCCCCCACCUACAACGCCGGGCCCGAGCCCUCGCAGCCCCGACCUCAGCAGCCCCGGAAGCGGCCCUACGAGGAGCAGCGGGGCCGCGGUUACUACGAGCACCGCGAGGACAGGAGGGGCCGAUCGCCGCAGCCGCCCGCCGAGGACGAGGAGGAGGACUUCGAUGAGACUUUGGUGGCCAUCGACACCUACAACUGCGACCUGCACUUCAAGGUGGCCCGGGACCGUUACAGCGGGUAUCCGCUCACCAUCGAGGGCUUCGCCUACCUGUGGUCCGGCGCCCGCGCCACCUACGGCGCCCGGCAGGGCCGCGUGUGCUACGAGAUGAAGGUCAACGAGGAGAUCUCCGUCAAGCACCUCCCGGCCUCCGAGCCCGACCCCCACGUGGUGCGGGUGGGCUGGUCGCUGGACUCCUGCAGCACCCAGCUGGGCGAGGAGCCCUUUUCUUACGGCUACGGCGGCACCGGCAAGAAGUCGACCAACUGCAAGUUCGAGAACUACGGGGAGGCCUUCGCCGAGAACGACGUCAUCGCCUGCCUCGUCGACUUCGAGUGCGGGGAGGAGGUGGAGAUGUCCUUCAUGAAGAACGGCAAGUGGCUGGGGGUGGCCUACCGGGUGCGCAAGGACGCGCUGGCCGGCCGGGCGCUCUUCCCCCACGUCCUGGUGAAGAACUGCGCCAUCGAGUUCAACUUCGGCCAAAGGGAGGACACCUACUUCGCCGUGCCGCCCGGCUUCACCUUCAUCCAGCACCUCCCGGUGGCCGAGCGCGUCCGCGGCACCACGGGGCCCAAGAGCAAAGCCGAGUGCGAGAUCCUGAUGAUGGUGGGGCUGCCCGCCGCCGGCAAGACGACGUGGGCCGUCAAACACGCGGCCGCCAACCCCUCCAAGAAGUACAACAUCCUGGGGACGAACGCCAUCAUGGACAAGAUGAGGGUAAGGUGCCGUCUUGGGCCACGUUGACCCCAUUUUGGGUCUAUUGAGUGCGAUUUCGGGCCACGUUGACCCCAUUUUGGUCCAUUUGGGGUCUACUGAGUGCCAUCUUGGGCCACAUUGACCCCAUUUUGAUCCAUUUUGGGUCUAUUUAGUGCCAUUUUGGGCCACAUUGACCCCAUUUUGGUCCAUUUGGGGUCUAUUGAGUGCCAUUUCAGGCCACGUUGACCCCACUUUGGUCCAUUUGG